AUGUCUAGUAAUGAGAGAUUAACUUGGGCGAUAAAGCAUUUGCGCACGCCGUCCUAUUCCCAAACAACAACGAAGAAGUUCCCUGAAGAUCCGGAGUUUGAAAGACCGAUUGGGAAUAAUACGUUCUUCUUAGGGAGGGAAGCCGUUUUGGGCUGCGCUGUCACCAAUCUUGGAAAACAUAAAGUGGGAUGGCUAAGAGCAGAGGACCAGACAGUUCUCACAAUGCACGAGCGUGCAGUCCUAGGAUCACGCUACUCCGUAGGUCUGGAUGCACCUCGAACCUGGCAACUGCGCAUACGACCGCUGAAGGCUGAAGACCGUGGUUGUUACAUGUGCCAGAUCAACACGCAACCCAGUAUGAAGUGGCAGAUUGGAUGUAUUGACGUAUAUGUACCACCCGACAUAAUAAGUGAUGAUACGUCAGGAGACGUAUCAGUUCAAGAACUGGAGAACGCCACCCUGACCUGCAAGGCGACUGGUCACCCACCUCCGAAGAUCACAUGGAGGAGAGAAGAUCAUGAGCCUAUACUCCUGAAGAAACCUUUUUCUAAAGAUUUUGACAAAGUGGAGAGCUACGUGGGCAGCUCUCUGACGCUGUGGCGCGUGGAUCGACGACAGAUGGGCGCGUUUCUUUGCAUAGCUUCCAACGACGUGCCUCCUGCCGUCAGCAAGCGGAUCAUCCUUCUUGUCAAUUUUGCUCCUACCGUAAAAGUGCCAAAUCAACUUCUGGGAGCACCUUUGGGCACCGACGUGAAACUCAAGUGUUAUGUGGAGGCCUAUCCUAAUACUAUCAACUACUGGGUCAAGAACCGAGGAGAGAUGCUUCUUGACGGGCCUAAAUACACAAUACGGGAAGAAAAGUCAUCGUACAAAGUGUCAAUGUGGCUCACCAUCAAACAGUUCUCCCGUGGUGACAUCGGCACCUACAACUGCGUCAGUACGAAUUCGCUGGGAAAGAGUGAAGGCACGCUUAGACUUUAUGAGAUUAAACUUAAUUCGUACGCGGAGGACUUUGGCAAUCAAAUCAGUGUUGCGGGAGGUUUAACGGAAGCUGCAAAGGGCGUGUCGGGCCGAACAAAUUCGCAAAGGACUCUGUUAUCCAUACUGCUUUGUUAUUUAUUAAGUUUGUACAUAUUUUCCUAGUUUAUAUCAAUAAAUGUACAUACUCGUAUUUGUUAUAAAAAAUGCUUUUUGUUUAUUGCAAAAAAUCGUAACUAUAUUACAGGAAAUGAUUCUUGUUUCUCUUGCCUUACAUUAUGGCGAAACUAAAUGGCGAAUGAAUGAAGCGAAUUUUCCAGCUCCACAGUUUCCUCCAGGAGCAGGGCACCUGGGAUAUUUUACAAUGCACUGUUAAUUCCCUUAUCUGGGUCCGCGGACACUUGGGAGUCUACCAGUUAGUUCGUCUUGGUUGGUCAAUGUAUAAAACUAAAUAUAUCCGCAUAAACUGACUUAUAUUGCAGCAUCGAGUAUAUAACCAGAAAUAGAGACGAAAUAUCAUUUAAUUUGUUAU
Molecule: messenger RNA, 1510 nt
Organism: Hyposmocoma kahamanoa
Lineage: Eukaryota; Metazoa; Arthropoda; Insecta; Lepidoptera; Cosmopterigidae
Gene: DIP-gamma
Product: limbic system-associated membrane protein
Exons: 9
Coding region: 1-1143 (380 amino acids)
Cellular component (GO): neuron projection
Source: RefSeq, a predicted model, not a curated record